UAUUGCCUUUAAAAGGCUAAAAAGCUCGUACUAAAUUUGGGCAUGCAGUUGCGGAGGAUUUCAAGGAAUGUCAGCAUCUCCGACAGCUCUGACGGCAGGCUAAUGCAGAUGUUACUGGCUUUUGCACUGCGUCGCUGCGACUGCGCUGGCUCUCCUCGCAGACCAAGUCGCCAGGACUUAAUAAAGAAUCACCUGCAGUACUUCCUUGGCUAACGACCCGGCACUCUUGUUGAUGGAGCUACAGCUGACGUAGGGUUAGAACCUACAACAAAACUUUAAGGGGUCCUAUCUCAGCAGUCCCCAUCUCUUUAUCACCUGGCUUUCAGGCUUUUUUUAAGGUAGCAGCCAUGUCCAGGAGGAAAGUAAGGGCACUGACCAGAACUGGGCGUCAGGUGAGCGAAGACCCUGAUAUUGACAACCUGUUGUCUAACUUGUCGCCAGAAGAGAUGGAAGAACUGCAGAAAGAGGUUCUUACAUUGCCUGACCCUGAUCCUGACCCAUAUGUGCAAAGCGGAAUCAGGAAGAGGACCCCACUGGAGAAACAACCUUCAGUUAGUAACAAUGUGGAGCAUUCUGGGCGUGAAACCAGCAAGCUCAAUCAGAGACAGCUGUCAAUCGAGGGGGAGCCCAAGAGAGAGAGUCUGAAGCAACAAUACUUAAGGAAGAUGGGACUCAGUCAGGAGAGGAGUUUGUCCAGGUCAGACAGCCAGGGUGAGGAGGUCACCAGGCAAAACAGCGAGUCCGGUGAGCACGACCAUGUGAGGGAAGAGAAACACAAUACCGGGAACCGAGCCGGGCCUUCCCACCGCUUCCACAGAGAGGAGAGCCGUGAUAUGGAGAGGAAAGAAGGGAGGGAGAUUAAUGAAGAGAGCAAGCUGAGGGAAAAAAGGGAGGACAGCAAAAAGAAGGAAGAAGGCAGCAGCAAGACGAAAGAGCUGAUCUCCAAACUACAGGAGAAGAAAGAAGAUGCCAAAGAAAAAGAGAGGAAAGAUGAAAGCCGGAAAGAUGGCAAGACGAAAGAGCUGAUCUCAAAGCUUAAAGAGCGAAGUGAGAAGGUAGAUGUUAAAGAAAGGGAGAAAAAAGAGGAGAUCUGGAAGAAAGAGGAUAGCAAAACAAAAGAUUUAAUAUCUAGGCUGGAAGAAAAGCAAAGCCAGGUGAAAGAAAGCAAAACAGAUGACAGCAAAAGCAGAGGGGAGGAGAAGACAGAGUCUGCCAUGCAACUUCCCCGAACAGGAUCCCAGCAGGAGGAAAAGGGUGAAGUGACGGCAGAGACAGAAAAUGCAAAGGAGGGGGACUCUGUGAAAGAGAGGGACUCUGUAAAAGAGAGGGACUCUGUAAAGGAGGGGGACUCUGUGAAAGAGAGGGACUCUGUGAAAGAGAAGGACUCUGUAAAGGAGGGGGACUCUGUGAAAGAGAGGGACUCUGUGAAAGAGAAGGACUCUGUAAAGGAGGGGGACUCUGUGAAAGAGAGGGACUCUGUGAAAGAGAAGGACUCUGUAAAGGAGGGGGACUCUGUGAAAGAGAGGGACUCUGUGAAAGAGAAGGACUCUGUAAAGGGGCGAGAGCAGAGGAGUGUUAAAGGGAAAGAAAAUGAGAAGGAGAAUGUGAAAGAAAGGGUAAAGGAAACAGAGAAACAAAAAGCUCCCAGUGAAGGUGUGAAGCCCAAAAAGAAUGAGGAGCCUGUAGCUGGGAGGAACCAAAGCACCAAAACAAAGGAGAACGACGAAGAAGAAGAUGAGGAUGCCAGUAUGUUUGAUGAGCUGCUGGAGAAGGUCAGCAGCAAUGACCCCCAAAUGACAGAGCUCAAUGUCAACAACUCAGAAGCCAUCAAAACCAAAACCCUCAUUAAUUUUGCAGAAGCCCUGCGAGACAAUACACAUAUUAAGAUAUUUGCUCUGGCUAACACCCGGGCAGAUGACCAUGUGGCUUAUGCCAUUGCAGGGAUGCUGCGUGCCAAUAAGACAGUCAUCAGCAUCAACUUAGAUUCCAACCAUCUCACCAGCAAGGGGAUCGUUGCCCUGAUUCAUGCCUUACAGCACAACUCCACCCUCACUGAACUACGCUUCCAUAACCAACGCCACAUCUGUGGUGGCAAGACUGAGAUGGAGAUGGCUAAGAUACUGAAGGAGAACACCACACUGCUUAAGCUCGGGUACCACUUCGAGCUGGCUGGCCCACGCAUGACUAUGACCAACAUCCUAAGUCGCAACAUGGACCGACAGCGACAACGGAGGUUGCAAGAGCAGAAGCAGGCCCAAGCUAAUGGAGAAAAGAAGGGAACACUUGAAGUACCCAAAGCAUCGGGGGGCCUCAAGAACUCCCCCAAGGCUUCACCCAAAGUCUCCCCACUGCCCUCACCCCAGCCCUCUCCCAAGGUGACCCCAAAGAAAGUGGGAGGAGCUACAGCUGUACCACCUCCACCGCCACCCCCACCACCCCCAGGUCCUGUCCUGGACAUGAACUGCCUACGGGACUCCCUGACCCCUGUGUCACAGCGUAAAAUGGGAGAUAAGGGCUCUGACAGGGCUGGGGGCAAGAAUUCAAGGGAUCAGCUGCUGGCCUCCAUUAGAAACAGCAACGUUAAACAGCUCAAAAAGGUUGACGUCCCAAAGCUGCUGCAGUAAGGUUGGGGGAGUGAAAAAAAGACUUGGAGGAAGAGGAGGAAGGAGGAUGGGAAGGAGAAGGAGACAGACAUCUCACAGAACCUGAGGAGACCAAAACUGAAUUUAUGAUGAAUGGAUGCAUACAGUCUUGCCACUGUGGAGCAGGCAGCAGGAGGAACAGAAGAUGAGGCUUGGCUCUGGAUGUACAGUUCCUGUCUGUGGUUCCAUACAGGAUGUGGGUGACGGGCGGGAGCGUGUGGAGAGUGGUUUCAUGAUGCAGAGGUCUUGCUCAUAUGCUGGUCAUGCGUCAGCACCUUGCCUGUUAAUUGCACUAGAUUUCAAAGCAGGUCAUUAGUUAUGUGGGUAAAUGUGAAUGGUGCUUUAUGUGUGGGGUUAUAAGCAAAAUACGAGCGAUAGGAAUGACAUUGGCAUCCGUGAGUUUGUCAACCUGCCUUUCAAACUUCGACAGCAGUUUUGAAGGAUGAUUCGAUAGCAGCGUUACAAGCAAAUAAGAAGAAUCAUCUGAAUUUUCUCUAGCAUGGGAAUUCUGUACGGGACUGUAAUCGGAAAAUUAAUGUAGGGUUUGAUGUCUAUUGAAAUUUACGCUGAAUUAUUAAAAAGGGCUCACUGGGAGAAAUAAGUAGAAACUAGUGCCAAUAUGUUAUUAUCAGAAUCAUAAAGCAACAUCUCAAGCAUUUUUUCACACAUCAGCCCCCCCACUUUCAGCUUUUUGGCAACGACUCAGGAUGGAGCUACAGAUUUUCCAGGAAAUAAGUGGAGAAGUGUUUUGUUUUUGAACAUAGCAUAGCCUGCAGUAUGAAUGCUAAUGUGCUAUUGCUUAUGCUCCACAAUAUAUGUCUGUGUCUUCUGUGUGGCAAUUCAUGUUUGCUACUAAUAGUACAGCGGCACUCUUGAACAUCACCACUCGCAACUAAUGUGAAUGCACAGAUUCCUUCAAGAUGCAAGAAUUUUCUUCAAUUUAGCCAAGCUGCAAUUAUAAACAAAAUAAUAUGGGAUGGUAUUUUACCUUUUUUCUCUUUCUUUGUUGCCAAAGAAAUGUCUCUAAAUAGCUUAUUUUCAAAAGAGGCUUACAAUGACAGUGCAUAGGUCUGAAAGUACCUUCAAUGAAAAAACUUAAUUUUUAAGAUCCCUCAGUGGAUUUGUUCUCAGCCUUUUCCAUUGAAAUUGAAAUUUUUAGUCACCCAUUAACGAUACAUUAGACGCUAUGUAUAUUAUAUUCAGUUUUCAAUGGUUUUUAAAAAGCCAUUAAAUUAGGUGAAGCUGUAUUUCUUAUACAAAUUAAGUGCGAAUGCAGACGUUUUGGGCUUUUGGCACAUGUAUAUAUUAUAUAGAGUGGUGGUGUAUUGUAAAGUAUUCUCAAGUUAGUAAAACAGUGUUUGUGAUUUUUCGUUUACAGACAAGCAUUGAUUUCAAGAAAAUUAAAUCUUUCACAUGUAUCACUAUGAAUUCUUUAUGGCUUUCAAAGUAAUAGUGAAUCCAAACUGGUUCACUGACAGUUUUUAACAAAAAAUUUAGAUUUUUUAUGUAUCUCUUGUACGAAGUUACUUUAUUGGCAAGUGCAAGUCCAUAAUUUGUAAAGCAGCUCCAAAAGGAGAUUUAAAAAAUGCGCUAAAAUAUGGACAUUAACAAGCCACAUACGACAUACUGUAUGCAGAUGUUUGUUCAGAGGAAUGGUAUCCUGUUCAUCUCACAGCUUUCGGAUAGAUGGCAGUAAGACAAAUUGCACAAAGUGCUCUUUUGCCAUUUCAUUUAUCAGGACAAUGCACUGCAUGUGGCAGAAAUAUCUGAUGACCAGAAAAAAACACAGAAAUGCAGUUAAAAGAGAUAUGAAAAGAGAGUUGCACAAAGGUUUACUUUAUUGAUAAAAUACAUAAUGUUACAUGUGUUACUAUGGAACAGUAGAUUAAAUUAAACAAGAUCUAAAAUAAUUCAGAUACUCUUCUCUGAAACAAAUAGGGAAAUCCAGUAAGACCUUCACUGACUAAAGUUCUUAUUCAGGAACCAGGUAAUAAUGUAAUGGAUAGCAUUUUGUACAUGUCUUAAUAAAGCACUUAGAGUACACAAAGCAGUGCAGUGUUGUUUGGAAACAGUAUCCCAAGAUCUGCUGCGUUGUACUAAAUAAAAGUUUUUUCAUUGAUUGUCAAUACAGGUAUAGAAAGGAUGCUUUUGAUCCAGGAAAGAAUGCUAAUCCAAUAUAAUGCAUUCACUUGAGAACUGCAUGUUCACCUUUCAUUUUUCCAUGUAAGGAAUAGUGAUAUCUGGAUUCAUUCCAGUGACAGUCAAUGUUUAUAUUUACCAGUGGAAUCAAUGUAUUCUCAUGAGACAAAUAUUUCUAAUACUGUGUUUUAAAAACUUUUCAUAUAUAUUGUUAGAAGUCACAUAUUUUUAUAUUAUGACCAACAUGCAUAUACGAUGACACAAUGGAUGUGUUUGUUACAAAAUGGCUGGUUUCAAGUACUAGACUGUUAUUGUGUGUUUGAUAUAAUAUAUUACAUGUAUGCUUAUGGACAUGGGGAGUUAGAAUGUCUACUGUUUUUUGGGUUUUCUAAGACCACUGAUGAUAGACAAACCAACAUGGAGGGUUUGGAUCUAACUCUCAACCUCGUGACCUGGGAAAAUGGCUGAAUGGCAUAUUUUUGGCUUUCAGAAACGUUCUUAUUCUUUUUUAAGGUAAUACUUACCUCAUGGUUUGACUCCGGGUAGAAGUGAAAUACAGAGUCAAACGUGUCCAUGUGAUUUCGAUCCUCUUACACUGACCCCAGCUGUGAAACAUAAACAAAAUCAACAAGGGGCCGUCAGCACAAAACAGGAGUUUUUCUGGGGCAUGAAACUGCCAAACGAUGCCUCAGUAAAUUGUGUGCUAAUGGGCUAAACCCUCACUAUAUAGCAAUGAUGCUUUGACGAUAAAAAUCUAAAGACGUCCACCCCUUAUAACAACAGUAAAUGGCCUUCUCUACUCUCCUUCAUUCUAUUCAUUUUUUCUCUACUCUGAGAGAUGUUAUAAACAACCAUGGUCUUCUUAAUUUUUGUUUAACUGUUGUUUUGUUGUUUUGGAAAUACUGUGUCAUUCUGGAUUUUUGCUUUCUUCACAAGGCAACUUUUCAUGUUUUGUUUUUGUUCCACGUUCUAGCAGCUAAUAACAUAAUAACUGUCAAUAGCAUAAUCAUUUUUUUAAAUACAUUAAUGGAAGUUAUUUCAUCAUUGGCUGCUACACCAGGCAAUAUUGUAAUAAACAGCCAAUAAUUUAGUAAC
Messenger RNA from Paramormyrops kingsleyae, 5876 nucleotides. RefSeq names its product leiomodin 1b (smooth muscle) (gene lmod1b). Gene Ontology annotation, biological process: myofibril assembly; pointed-end actin filament capping; actin filament organization. Gene Ontology annotation, molecular function: tropomyosin binding; actin binding. The record is from RefSeq and is a predicted model, not a curated record. Gene Ontology annotation, cellular component: myofibril; striated muscle thin filament; cytoskeleton. Lineage: Eukaryota; Metazoa; Chordata; Actinopteri; Osteoglossiformes; Mormyridae.